AUGGGGCUGUUCAGAGCCCUCGUUCCCCUCUUAGUCCUGCACCUGCUGGGGGGCUCAAACGCGUCCCUAGUGCAGCUGAAGGACAAUGGCUAUGAAGACAUCAUCGUUGCUAUAGAUCCUGAUGUGCCAGAAGAUGGAGAAAUAAUUGAACACAUAAAGGACAUGGUGUCCACAGCAUCUACUUACCUCUUUGAAGCCACAGAAAAAAGAUUUUUUUUCAAAACUGUAUCUAUAUUGAUUCCUGAGACUUGGGAUGCAAAUCCUGAAUACAAGAGGCCAAAACAUGAGAGCUACAAACACGCUGAUGUGAUAGUGGCACCACCGACCCUCCCCAACAGAGAUGAACCUUAUACCAGGCAGUUCACAGAAUGUGGAGAAAAAGCAGAAUACAUUCAUUUCACCCCUGACUUUGUACUGGGCAAAAAAGAAAAUGAAUAUGGACCAUCAGGGAGACUGCUCGUCCAUGAGUGGGCCCAUCUCCGCUGGGGAGUGUUUGAUGAGUACAAUGAAGAUCAGCCUUACUACAGCGCCAAGUCAAAGAAAAUUGAAGCCACAAGGUGUUCUGCAGGUAUCUCCGGGAGAAACAGCGUCCAUAAGUGUCAAGGAGGUAGCUGUUCAACUAGAAGUUGCAAAAUAAAUCCUACCACAAAAUUGUAUGAAAAAGAUUGUCAGUUCUUUCCAGAUAAAGUUCAAACAGAAAAGGCUUCCAUAAUGUUUAUGCAGAGUAUUGAUUCUGUUGUUGAAUUCUGCAAUGAAAAAAACCAUAACCAAGAAGCUCCAAGUCUACAAAAUCUAAAGUGCAAUUACAGAAGUACCUGGGAGGUCAUCAGAGAGUCUGAGGACUUUACAAACACCACAGCGAUGGAGACACCACCUCCUCCACCUACCUUCUCACUGCUGCGCAUCAGAGACAGGAUUGUGUGCCUCGUUCUCGAUAAGUCAGGAAGCAUGAGUGCUGGUAGCCGCCUCACUCGAAUGAAUCAAGCAGCAAAAUUGUUCUUGAUGCAGACUGUGGAAAAUGGAUCCUGGGUAGGAAUGGUUCACUUUGACAGUACUGCAAGCAUUAAAAGUGAGUUAAUACAAGUAAGAAGCAAUACUGAAAGAGACACCCUAGUGAAGAGCUUGCCUACAUAUGCUAACGGAGGAACUUCCAUCUGCAGUGGGAUUGCAAAAGCAUUUGAGGUGAUUAGAAAGGUAGACCCCCAAUUGGAUGGGUCUGAAAUAGUGCUGCUGACUGAUGGGGAAGACAACACAGCAAAGAACUGUGUUAAUGAAGUGACAGAAAGCGGGGUCAUAAUUCAUUUAAUCGCUCUGGGACCAUCUGCAGAUCCAGCAGUGACACAGAUGAGCAACCAAACAGGAGGAAAUCACUAUUAUGCUUCAGAUAACGCUGAGAACAAUGGACUCAUUGAUGCUUUUGCUGCCCUCACAUCAGAAAAUGUGGGUCUCAGCCAGAAGUCCAUUCAGCUUGAAAGUAAGGGAUUAAAUCUGAACACUAGUGCCUGGAUGAACGACACUGUGACAGUUGACAGCACUGUGGGAAAGGACACUUUCUUUCUUGUCACCUGGACCAAACAGCCUCCCAGCAUUUCUCUCUGGGAUCCUAAUGGAACACUCACAGCAAAUUUCACUCAGGACACUGUUUCCCGAAUGGCCUAUCUCAGCAUACCAGGAGAUGCAAAGGUGGGCACAUGGAUUUACAAUCUUCAAGCCAAAGCAGACUCAGAAACACUCACUAUUACAGUGACUUCUCGGGCAGCAAAUUCUGCCGUGCCUCCAAUCACAGUGAGUGCUAAAAUGAAUAAAGACACAAACACCUUCCCGAGCCCCAUGAUUGUUUAUGCAGAAGUUCAGCAAGGGUAUGUGCCCAUUCUUGGAGCCAGUGUGACUGCUGUCAUCGAAUCAAGCAAUGGACACACAACAGUUUUGGAUCUGCUGGACAAUGGUUCAGGUGCUGAUGCUUUCAAAGAUGAUGGGGUCUACUCCAGGUACUUUACAGGUUAUUCGGAAAAUGGCAGAUACAGCUUGAAAGUGCGAGCUCACGCGGCAACAAGCUCUACCAGGAGAAGCUUAAAGCAUGCGCUGAGCAGAGCCGCAUAUAUACCAGGCUGGGUAGUGGACGGGGAGAUCGAAGGAAACCCACCAAGACCUGAAGCUGAUGAGAAUACUGAGACAAUUCUGGAGAAUUUCAGCAGAACAGCAUCUGGAGGUGCAUUUGUGGUAUCAGGGUAUCCAAAUACUCCAGUCACUGACCCAUACCCACCCAGUCAAAUCACAGACCUGGCUGCCACACCUGAAGGAGAAGAGGUCACUCUAACAUGGACAGCACCAGGAGAGAAUUUUGAUGUUGGAAAAGUUGAACGAUAUAUCAUAAGGAUAAGUGGAAGCAUGAUUGAGCUGAGAGACAAUUUUGAUGCUGCUCUUCAAGUUAACACCACUGACCUGGUGCCAAAGGAAGCUAACUCCAAGGAAACCUUCACAUUUAAACCAGGAAAUAUCUCAGAAGAAAAUGCGACCCACAUCUUCAUUGCCAUUCAAAGUGUAGACAAAAGCAGUCUGACAUCAAAAGUGUCCAACAUUGCUCAAGUGGCUUUGUUUAUCCCUGAAGCAGAUCCUGAUCCUGAGGAAAAUAAUUCUUCUGGAGUUAAUGUUUUUGCUGUGGUGUUGUCAGUAGUGCUGUCUGUUGUAGUUGUAAGCAUUAUUUUAAGUACCGUUAUUUGUGUCAUAAAAAAGAAAAACUCUUCAAGCAGCCCUGGAACACAUUUGUAAGAGCCAAACCAACAUCAGUAAAGGAAAUUCCUGAAUUUUUAAUUUCAUCCAGUGAGUUCUCAAACUACAAUAGAAGUCUAGAAGAGUUAUUUUGAUAAAUAUAAAUACUAUGUAGACAUGUGAAAAAGCUAUCAAUUCUCAAUGUUAAGAGUUUUAUUCACUAUUUUAUCAUAAAUUAUGAGGAAUAAAGAUCCUUUUUCAUAUUGACCUUUAGUUGUAUAUUAUUUUUGUGGUGAACUGCUUUUAAAAUUAUGCUCAAAUUUUAUAAAGAAAUUAAAAGUGUCAUUUGAUUAUUCAAAAUACAUGUAUAAAAAUAAAGUAUAUAAUAUUUGGGAAGAAUGUAUUGAGUUUUGGUGCUAUUGUUUUUAAUUGCUGGCAUUAUGGUCACUGAAAAUCUCUAGAUAUACACUACAACUGAUGAGUUCAUUUUCACUACAAUUUGUAAUUAUGACGAUACUAGUAAAAUAAAAUUGGAUACUGCCUGUCGAA
Molecule: messenger RNA, 3258 nt
Organism: Cavia porcellus (domestic guinea pig)
Lineage: Eukaryota; Metazoa; Chordata; Mammalia; Rodentia; Caviidae
Product: calcium-activated chloride channel regulator 4
Exons: 14
Coding region: 1-2769 (922 amino acids)
Biological process (GO): chloride transport
Cellular component (GO): plasma membrane
Molecular function (GO): intracellularly calcium-gated chloride channel activity
Source: RefSeq, a predicted model, not a curated record